GUCCCCUCCCCUUCUCUUUCCUGUCUCCCCUCCCCUCUCCUCCCCUUCCCCUUUCCUCUGUCUCCCUUCUCCUUUCCUCCCUCUCCUUUCCUUUCCUCUGUCUCCCCUCUCCUCCCCUUUCCUUUCUUCUGUCUCUCCUCCCCUCCCUUCCCUCCCCUUCCCUUUCCUCUGUCUCCCCUCCCUUUCCCUCCCCUCCCCUCCCCUCUGUCUCCCAGACUGGAGUACAGUGGUGUGAUCUCAGCUCACUUCAACCUCCACCUCCCAGGUUCAAGCAAUUCUUUUGCCUCACCAUCCCAAGUACCUGGGCCUAUAGGCGUGUGCCACCAUGCCCAGCUAAUUUUUAUAUUUUUAGUAGAGAAAGGGUUUUGCCAUGUUGGCCAGGCUUGUCUUGAACUCCUGACCUCAAGUAAUCUGCCCCCCUUGACUUCCCAAAGUGCUGGGAUUACAGGUGUGAGCCACUGUGUGGCCAAGAUGCUAAUUUCUUCCAUUGUAGAAAAUGAUUCCCUUCCAGGCCAAGUUUGAAUUAAUUGAGUUAAGCCAUACCAAAAUUUUAUGCAAAACUCUGUUUUGUUUACUGAAGAGAAUAAUUUCAAUUGACAUUUGCCAGGAUGCUUGCAAUCUAGUUAAAAAAAAAAAUGACUAGAAGGGAAAAAGAAACCAUUCCCUUCCUGCCUCCCACCCUCCCUUCUUCUCUCUCUCUUACUUUCUUCCUUCUUCCCUUUCUGUCUUCCUCCUUCACCGUGAACACAUUUUCAGUGGCUCCACAAAUAUAUAUUUCUGAAAACAUUAGUUAACGUAGCUUCACUUAAAGCAAAUCAAAAGUAUUAAGUGAAGCUAUAACUAGUAUCUACAGUUCUUUAUUUACAAUGCCACAACUCAUUAUCACCUUGAUGUGACACUGAAAUCAUGAUUGUUUCAUCUAUUUGAGAAAUUUACUUUGUGCCCACAAUGUACAGAAUUUUGUGCCAGAUUAUGUGGGAGAAGGAUGAACAAACAUAGACAUGAUUCCUGGUAUCUGAGAACUAAAAAUCCAGUGGAAGACAAGUACCUUGCUGGGAAAUCUGUAAACAGUUUGACAGUUAUUCUUUCCUUUUCUGUAGGUCUUGCUUGAGCAUAGAAGUACUGAUGUUAAUUUGGAAGGAGAAAGUGGAAACACAGCUGUGAUGAUCGCAUGUACCAAAAAUAAUAGUGAAGCACUGCAGACUUUGGUUUGCAUAUUCGUCAUAUCUUUCUGCUUUCUUUAUCUGUUCAUGAAUACAACAUGGAUUAUUAUUAGUUACAAAAGCUGUCAAGUUUUUCUCCAUAGAAAAACAAAAUACAGAAACUGUGUCAGAAACAAAGUUGUUCUAUGUGUUUUUGUAUAUGCACUCCCCGCCUUAAGUGGAGCCGAGAUUGCUUAUAGAAGACAAAAGACUAAUAGGAAAGCAGUAAUGAGAACUAUGAGAAAUUCAAAGUGAAAAGGAAACACAGGCAGAAAAGAUUGAGAUGAAGCUGGUGUUCAGGCUAGAAUGCAAAGUACAAAGUAUAAUGGCCUAUACGUUAUAAAGAUGGAUUUUAUGUUUGAUUCUGAGCUUCUGAAUUGUCAAAAGAAAGAUGAAUAUAGUCAGUUGCAGAAUUAUUGGGCUCAGACGAUAAAAGCCAAAGGAAACACAGCCACUCCUGAAGACCUGAAGAAAUUAUUGCCAUGUUUUCUCAAAAACAGAGCCCUGAGUGAUGUAAUGAUGAAGUUUCUUAGCCACAUGCCUGAUGGUAGAGCCAAUCUUUUCGCUGGUGAGGCUUCCUGGUGUGAUCCAGUGAGUUGAUGGAGAUUCCCAUCCACAUGACUUCCUCCUGCUCCCGGCAGUGCUCCUUCUGAGCAAGUAGCCAUUUUUCAAAUAUUCCUUAAUCACUUGCAUAUUAUCCAGGCCAGGGUCUAUAUUUUUCCCACUUGAUUUUGCCUCUUUACCAUCCCAAAGAGUAAGAAAAUGACAUUAAAUAAUUUAAAAGUAUUUGCCUAAUGUUUAAAUGUACCGUACAAAUAUGUUUUAGCCUCUUUACUAGAUGUACUUAGAGACAGGUACAUACUCUAAGCUUUCAUGAUUGGACCAAAAAGAGAAUAAAUGAUAAAGAGAAUAAAAAUAAAUCAACUAACACUCAAAACAAGAAUUUAGGCAAAGAGCUUUAAAUUAACCAAAAGAAAUAGUAAAUUUGAAAGUCCUACAGAAAACAACAUUUUAAAAUUCUGAAUUCCUUGCAAAUUUUUAUGUGUAUACUAUGUGAUAAUAUUGUUCAAAAAGCUUUUACUUAGCAAUAUUCUGUAAUAAUAUGAUUUUGUAAAGUACAUCUGCCAUUUCUGCACUAUAUUAUAUAUACAUUUCUGGACUAUUAUAUACAAUAUAUAAAGUAAACUAAUACUAUCUCUAAAAGCUGAGAUUACAGGUAGUGUUUGAUUCUACAUAAAUUUCUGUUUACUCAAAAUAUUUUCUUUUGAAUUAAUUGAAAGUACUUAAAACUUAAGGCUAAUGAUUUAUAGAAAAUGGUACUUUAAAAUGAUUGGCUCAGACAUCAACGUAAUAUAACAUUUAGUUCUUCUAACAUCCUUUUAGUGAAGAACUAUUAUUAGUGAAAAUACUUGAUGUUCAUAGUUUAACCAAGAGUGGUGGCAUAUUCACUUAUUAAUUUUACAUAAAUAAAGGGAACAGCUUCUGAGAAAUAUUGUCACUAUAUUUGCAUAAGAAAUUGAAUAUGGGUAUAGAAGUCAUGACAAUGUCUUUAAAAAUUUUAUUUAAAAAUAUGUUGACUUUAGUUUUCUGGGAUAUCAAGAUUGAUAGUUUCGUGUCUAUGUUGCUACUUCUUUGGAAGAUAUAAAAUGUCGCUAUUUCAGAAUCUCUGCUUAGUUCAAAAUUACCUUCAUGCUUAGAUUUCAUAAUAUACGAAGCUCUCUACAUACUUUAGUUUUACAUAGACAUAUAAUGUAAUUUGUGAUUUGGAGUUUAACUGGUGUCACUUUUUAGUUUUGUCUUUUCUUCCAGCUUAACAAAGGAGCUCAGCCACGUAAAUCAAAUAAAUUUGGAUGUUUUCCUACUCACCAGGCUGUACUUUCAGGUUCCGAAGAAUGCAUGGAAAUAAUAUUAAAGUUUGGUGAAGAACAUGGGUACAGUAGACAGUUGUACAUCAACUGUGUGAACAAUGGGAAAGCCAGUCCUCUCCACCUGGCUGUGCAAAAUGGUGACUUGGAAAUUGUCAAAAUGUGCCUGGACAAUGGUGCACAAAUAGACCUAGUGGAGGUGCCCAAGUAGAUAUAAAAGAUAAUUUUUGACGUAAUUUUCUGCAUUUAACUGUGCAGCAACCUUAUGGAUUAAAAAAUAUGUGACCUAAGUUUAGCAGAUGCAACAGAUCAAAGAGCUGGUAAUGGAUGAAGAAAACUAUGGGUGUACCCCUCUACAUUAUGCAUGUAGACAGGGGGAUCCUGGUUCUGUAAAUAACCUUCUUGGCUUUAAUGUGUCCAUUCAUUCCAAAAGCAAAGACAAAAAGUCACCUCUGCAUUUUGCAGCCAGACGGGAUGAAUGUCUUAAGGUUUUUAGUCAUAAUUCUCCAAGCAAUAAGUGUCCAGUUUUGGAAAUGAUAGAAUACCUCCCUGAAUGCAUGAAGGUAAGCUCUCUAAAACAAAACUCUUCCUGGGGUUAUGCUUGGCAUAUAUGAUGUGAAGAUUUAUUGUCAUAAUCCAACCUAAUAAUAAUUUCUAUGAUGAAAUAAAGCUUCUAGUUUCCCAUAGGCUAUCAGGGAAUUUAGACAAUAAAUAUUUAAUGAGGACCUUCUUGGAUUAAAGAAUCCUAUUAGUUAUUAUGUGUAAUGCAGGAUAAUAUGGUAAACAGAUUUUUUUAUUCAAACAAUCUGUGCCUAUAAAAGAGACUACAAACCAGUGUUUGCUGGCUGAAUAAAGCCUUAAAAUACGUUUUGUUUAGCAUGCAUGUUAUUGCUGUUUCAAAUUUGCAUUCAUUGCUAACAUUUGAAACCAGGAUGCUUUCUUUAAGGUUUCACAUAUCUGGCUUCUCAUAAGAAUGAGAUUUGGUACCUGAGCCUGCCUUCUCACGAGGCAGGAAUUGCUGGGAGGAUGGGGCAAUCACUCUCUUGUUUGAAAAGCCCCACCUCUUCCUUUCUAUACUGAGCUCCAGUGCCUAGUGUUAAUUGUCACAUAUAGCCAUUCUUAUGCAAUUGUUUUCCUUAGAGUAGAGAAAUACUGAAUUACGGCUCUAUCUGAACUGUAAAGAUUAAAGCUUGCCUGAGGAGAGCCAACAUCUCAAGAACAAUGGGAAAAAACUCUUAUGCCUGGCAUGGUUUAUUUGCAUUGUGUGACUCCCUAUGCUACAUUAAAUACACACCCACAUAUGACCUGACACCCCAUAUAAGACAAACAUGCACAAACUGCUGAGCAGGUGAGUAUUAAAGGGUGCAAAUAAAAGAUCUGGGAAAGUUGGGAUUUGAGGGUUGGGACAGAUAGAAAAAGCAGAAUCACUUCAAAUGUCAUGCAAAGGGAAACAUAUAUUCAAAUACUGGAGGAGGCCGGAAGAUAGAAUGACGGAGGGAAUAGAAGACCAGAUUUGGAGACUUCUGGAGGUCAUGGGAUUUAAUUCUGGUGCUUCCUCUUCCUGUGCUGCUUAGCAUCUUCCCCCACUAUCUUGUCUACCUGCCUCUAAACACAUACUCUCUCCAUGUUGCUUGGAAUACGAGGUAUAGAAACAAACAUAUUACUCCAGACUGGGGCAAUUCAGAAGAUUGAACCUAAACCAUAGAAAGAUUCCAGUCCUGGGAUGAAACAUCUUGAUUAGGGAUGAAGUUGUCACUGUAAGAAACUGAGCAAAGGAAUCAGACAUAUUGACUAUCCCUUAUCUGAAUUGCUUGGGACCAGAAGUAUUUUGGAUUUCAAAAUGUUGGCCUACAUAUACUGGGUUAUCAUAGUAUGAGUAUGUGAGCAUACUUGGAUAUGAGCUCCAAGUAUAUAUACAGAAUUCAUUUGUGCUUCAUGGAAUCCUUAAAAGCAUAGCCUACAGUUAACUUUUUACAAUAUUUUAAAUAAUUUUGUGCAUGAAACAAAGUUUGUGUUAAGCACUUUUGUGGGGAAUUUUCCACUUGUGACAUUGUGUGGGUGUUCAAAACAUAUCGGAAUGUUAGAUUUUCAGAUUAGGGUUGCUCAACCUGUAAUUUAUAUAUCCUUUAGAAGCCCAGAAAGACACCAAAUCUUAGGCAAAACUAGUAGAAGAUCUCUUCCCCAAAUUUUAGUGCAUGCAAUUUCACUCUCAAGCACAUGGUAUUUUUCUGAAUUACUUGUUUUUUUUCUGAAACAUGCAGAUGUAUUUGUAACAGUUUGUAUGUUAAACUUUGUUCCUGGUUGACAUAGAUUAUAAUUUGUCCUUAAGAUGCAAAAAGCCAGGAAAAGGAAUGAAAAUAUCUUUCUGAAACAUGCAGAUGUAUUUGUAACAGUUUGUAUGUUAAACUUUGUUCCUGGAUGACAUAGAUUAUAAUUUAUCCUUGAGAUGCAAAAAGCCAGGAAAAGGAAUGGAAAUAUCUUGUGUGUUUUUUUUUUAUAUGGGACAAAAUUCUUUCUAAUAUAUAGUGGGCUACCGCUAUAGCUGGUUUUUCUGUUUCAAAGAAACUUUUAGAUUUCUGCAUGUUGCCUUCCACAAUGGACAAGUCCUGCCAAGACUACCACAUAAGUUUAUUUUAUCAUUAUACUUUGAAAUUUAUUUUUUAUAAUUAUUUGAAAAAUAUUAAAAAUGUUGUUACUAUAGAUGUGUAAUCUACUGGAGAUGUCAAAUAUUGGUCUCUUUUUUCCAUAUGAUUGUGUUUCUGCUUGUAAGAUAGUUUUUUCCUUUACCUCCUCAGUUUUCCCCUAAUAUUUUAGUAGUUUCUAAUAGCAUCAUUUAGUGUUAUUUCUAGUCUUUAUAUUUCCUUGGGUAGUUUUGCCUUAAUAGUUAAGAUCUAAAAAAUCAAAAUAAUCUCUUGAGAAUUCAUCUUUUUCCAUGCCCAUGGGAUAUAGAGCAAUUGAAUAACAUCCUUUUGGGAUAUUUAUUUUUAUAAUUAAUAUGCAAUAAUAUAUCUUUUCUUCACUCCAAAUGAUUCAACUUAGUUCAAAUCACUUGAUUUUUAGCAGAACUGUAAACUUUUAUAUUUGAUUUUUCAAGAAUUAGUUUUUGAUUUUGUUAUUUUAAUGUUUUAUACUUUGAAAAGAAUAAGCAUCAAAGGCAAAUAUUGGCAUUAAAAUACUGGCAUUCUUUAUCAUUAAAUGAAAUAUUUAGGAGGUGGGAGAAAAUUAUUAUAGAAGACACAAGAAGCUUCCUAGAGCCUACAAUUUGUCUAUCUUUAACAUUAAAUGAAUAUUUGGAGAAUGGGAAGGAAUUAUUAUGUCAAACAUGGAAAGGUACUCUGGAGCCUACAGUGUAGUGGGCAAUGAAGUGAGAGGUGUGUUCUGCGAAGAGUGUUCAUCUUGGUGUCAGAUUAUAUGGGCUAAAGAUGGCAAUCAUUCAUUAAUUUGUUAAGUCAUAAUUUCCUCAGAACUUGAGAUUCCUUCUCUGAAAAUGAAAAAGGUGAAUUACAUGAUUUACUUCAUUUCAAACUUCAGUGAAUUUCCCAACCACGUUCCUGAAAGAGAUUACUACCACUUUCCCCACAGAAUUCAUGUAGAGUAAAAACAUGUAUGAUUUUAGUUUUUUCCUCAAGUAUAUUUGGGUAUUUCGAGGAAGUGCUCCAAAUUUUCCAACAGGAAAGGAAUUACUUUAUGGAGAUUAACAAUAUUGUCGAAUGGAUUAUCUACACAACGGGCAUCAUUUUUGCGCUGCCCUUGUUCACUGAAAUACCAGCUCAUGUGCAGUGGGGAUGUGGAGCAAUGCCUAUUUACUUCUAUUGGAUUAAUUUUGUAUUGUAUCUUCAAAGGCACCUACCACGGGGACAGCGACCUGCAGCUGGAGCACAUCAAUGUGUACUAUAACGAGGCCACCGGCGCCAAGUACGUGCCCCGCACAGUCCUUGUGGAUCUGGAGCCUGGCACCAUGUACUCCCUGCGCUCUGGGCCCUUCCGGCAGAUCUUCCAGCUGGACAACUUCGUUUUCGGUCAGAGUGGUGCUGGGAACAACUGGGCCAAGGGGCACUACACAGAAGGCACAGAGCUGGUGGACUCAGUGCUGGACGUUGUGUGGAAGGAGGCUGAGAGCUGUGACUGCCUGCAGGGUUUCCAGCUGACCCACUCCUUGGGUGGGGGAACUGGGUCUGAGAUGGGUACCCUCCUUAUCAGGAAGAUCCGGGAGGAGUACCCAGACAGGAUCGUGAACAUGUUCAGUGUGGUGCCCUCCCCCAAGGUGUCAGACACGGUGGUGGACCCCUACGAUGCCACCCUCUCAGUCCACCAGUUUGUAGAGAACACAGAUGAGACCUACUGCAUCGAUAAUGAAGUGCUCUACAACAUCUGCUUCAGAACCCUCAAGUUGACGACGCCCACCUACAGGGACCUGAACUACCUGGUGUCUGCCACCAUGAGUGGGGUCACCACCUGCCUGCGCUUCCCAGGCCAGCUCAAUGCUGACCUGCACAAGCUGGCCGGGAACAUGGUCCCAUUCCCCUGCCUGCACUUCUUCAUGCCUGGCUUUGCCCCGCUGACCAGCCGGGGCAGCCAGCAGUACCGGGCCCUGACGGUGCCCAAGCUCACCCAGCAGAUGUUUGAUGCCAAGAACAUGAUGGCAGCCUGUGACCCCCGCCAUGGCCGCUACCUGACAGUGGCCACCGUGUUCAGGGGCUGCAUGUCCAUGAAGGAGGUGAAAGAGCAAAUGCUUAAUGUUCAAAAUAAGAAUAGCAGCUACUUUGUUGAGUUCCCCGAAAAGGUGAAAACGGCUGUCUGCGACAUCCCGCCCCAGGGGCUAAAAAUGUCUGCCACCUUCAUCGGCAACAGCACAGCCAUCCAGGAGCUGUUCAAGGGCAUCUCGGAGCAGUUCACCGCCAUGUUCCGGUGCAAGGUCUUCCUGCACUGGUACACAGACGAGGGCAUCGAUGAGAUGGAGUUCACCGAGGCCAAGAGCAACAUGAACAACCUGGUGUCCGAGUACCAGCAGUACCAGGACGCCAUGGCUGAGGAGGAGGGCGAGUUAGAGGAGGAGGCUGAGGAGGUGGCCUAGAGCCUCCAGUCCCGGGGAAAGCAGGGAAGCGGUGUGAACUCUUUAUUCACUCACAGCCUGUCCUCUGGGCUGUCCCACUGCGUGUGCGCCUGCUGUUUUCCCUUUCAUACUCCAUGCUGUACAGACACCACCAUUAAAGCUUUUCAUAGUGAAAAAAA
This is a messenger RNA of Callithrix jacchus (white-tufted-ear marmoset), 8299 nucleotides long. Its product is annotated as tubulin beta-4B chain. NCBI's taxonomy places the organism in Eukaryota, Metazoa, Chordata, Mammalia, Primates, Cebidae. Gene Ontology annotation, cellular component: microtubule. The record is from RefSeq and is a predicted model, not a curated record. Gene Ontology annotation, molecular function: GTP binding; structural constituent of cytoskeleton; GTPase activity. Gene Ontology annotation, biological process: microtubule-based process.